Fragaria vesca subsp. vesca is the source of this 1324-nucleotide messenger RNA. RefSeq names its product KDEL-tailed cysteine endopeptidase CEP1-like. The record is from RefSeq and is a predicted model, not a curated record. NCBI's taxonomy places the organism in Eukaryota, Viridiplantae, Streptophyta, Magnoliopsida, Rosales, Rosaceae. Bases 98 to 1135 code for a protein of 345 amino acids. The transcript has 2 exons.
CAUGGUUAUCCCUUAUAUAACAUAGCUAGUAUGCUUGCCUCUGCACAGCUAGAAUUUGGAACCUUUGUCACAGUAGUUUAGUACUGCUUUGCGAACAAUGAAUUUCAAAAGAAAUCAUGUGAUCCUUGCCAUAUUCAUCUCGUUUGGUACUUUGGCUUCUCAAGCCACAACCCAUGCAUUGUACGAAGCUUCCAUUGCUCAGAAACAUGAGCAAUGGAUGGCAAAGCACGGACGUGUUUACCCCGACAGUUCAGAGAAGGAAAGGCGGCUCGCUAUCUUCACGAAGAAUGUCGAAUUCGUGGAGAAGUUCAACAAAGAAGGGAACAAGACUUACAAGUUGAGCAUCAAUAAGUUUUCUGAUAUGACCAAUGAAGAAUUCAUGAGACAUCAUACCGGAUACAAAGUGCCAACCAGCUCAAGUACUUCAACCUCAUUCGAAAAUAACUCUUUUCAAUACCAAAGCUUGGCUGAUACUGAUAUUCCAACUAGCAUGGAUUGGAGAGAACAAGCCGCCGUCACCGGCAUAAAAGAUCAAGGUCGAUGUGGUGCUUGCUGGGCAUUUACAGUAGUAGCAGCUGUGGAAGGGCUAACCAAAAUUAAAACUGGCCAAUUGAUCUCACUCUCUGAGCAGCAACUUGUGGAUUGCAGUCAUCAGAACGGUGGUUGCAGAGGUGGUAGCUUAGAAAGCGCAUACGAGUAUGUUAUACAAAACGGAGGAAUUGCUCGUGAAGAAAAUUAUCAAUACCAGAGCACGGACAUGGAAACAUGUGACACGAACAAAGAAAGUGAGCAUGCUGCACAGAUCUCUGCUUAUGAAAAAGUCCCUUCCAGAAGUGAGAACGAUCUACUCAAGGCUGUGUACAUGCAACCAGUGUCGAUUAGCAUUGCUGCUUAUGGACCAGAUUUUCAGCAUUACAGCAGUGGUGUGUUUUCCAGCGAUUGUGGAACGCACCUUGACCAUGCCGUCACCGCCAUUGGAUACGGGACGACUGAAGAUGGAAUCCCCUAUUGGUUAUUGAAGAACUCAUGGGGUGAGCAGUGGGGUGAAAGUGGAUAUAUGAGAAUUCUAAGAAACAGUGAUGCCCCAGAAGGUAUGUGCGGCCUUGCUAUGAAUGCUUUCUAUCCGACUGCAUAAGUCUACGUACCAAUCAAACCAAAUAACAUAGCAGGCAGAAGAGCCAUCCUGUCUGACUACUCCCCUUUUCUAUAUCUAUGAAGUAUGCACUUCCAAAUUCCUUAAUUAGUGCUCUGCUUGUACCGGCAUAUUUGCUUGAUCAAGUUUCAAAAAUAAUGAAAUGCUCUUCUAAUCUUAUUAAUCUUGUAA